This is a messenger RNA of Diorhabda sublineata, 1368 nucleotides long. RefSeq names its product retinol-binding protein pinta-like. Gene Ontology annotation, cellular component: membrane. The transcript has 6 exons. Gene Ontology annotation, molecular function: phosphatidylinositol bisphosphate binding. Lineage: Eukaryota; Metazoa; Arthropoda; Insecta; Coleoptera; Chrysomelidae. Bases 132 to 1037 code for a protein of 301 amino acids. The record is from RefSeq and is a predicted model, not a curated record.
AUACUUCAGAAUGUGUUUGACCCUAACAAACAAGUUUAUCUGCACAACGAUUUCAACCAAUUCUACCGACGUUAUUUGUGAAUGUGCAUUUUUAUUCGCAUUUAUCAUUUAUUUGCAUUCAUAACAGAAAAAUGGCGGAUGAUCUGUUACAGGCGAGCAUUGAAAAAGUUUUGAAAAUUUUCGAAAAGUCUGAAGCAGAUCUUAUGCAAGAUAUUUGUCAGAUUAGAGAUUGGUUCAGAAAACAAAUGCACAUACCAGAAAUACCUAGUAAUUCACUCAUACAACAUUUUCUUAUCAUGAAUAAGUUUAGUAUUGAAAAAACUAAGAAGAAGCUGGAUUUUUACUACAGCAUUAGAACAAUGAUUCCCGAAAUAUUUCAAAACAAAAAUCCGAAACUACCUCAUAUGCAGGAGAUCACUAAAUUUGCAUAUUUUGUCCCCCUUCCAAAGUUGACGGAAGAUUUAUAUAGAGUGAAUAUUUUCAAAAUAAUUGGAGAGCCAAAACACCUCAAUGUGUACAAUGUAUUUGCACAUCAGCUAAAUAUUAUUGAAGUUAAAUGUCACGAAGAAUUAAGUAUGGGUGAUGUAUUGAUAAUAGAUCUCCAAGAUGUUACUAUGGGUCAUUUCGUUAAAGUAACUCCUCAGCAUAUUCGCAAAGCAAAUUUGAUUUUGGAGAAAGUUUACUCAGCCAGACUGAAGCAGAUCCAUCUGGUUUACCCGUCCCCUUGUAUAGAUAUGUUAGUCACCCUUUUGAAAUCCGUAUUGAAACCAAAACUAUUUGCAAGAAUUCAAGUACAUCCCUCGGCAGAAAGUCUUUUGAAACAAAUUCCUGCAGAUAUUCUUACUAAGGAUUAUGGAGGAAACGAGCCAUCAUUGGAUCACUUUCAAGAACUAUGGAAGCAGAAGCUUCAUCAGUAUUCGGACAGAUUCGAUAAACUGGAUUCAAUGAAAGUUAACGAAACUCUUCGUCCAGCACCAUUAAAAAACGAUGACGUUUUAGGAUACUACGGAAAUUUCAAGUCUCUUAACAUUGAUUAAUCAUUCAACUUGAUUUUAUUAUUGCUAAAAAGUUUAACAAAUAUUGGGAAGAUGUAGAUAUAAUUUUAACGUGAAAGGAUUCAUAUUUUUAGAUUUUCAACACAGUGUGUUUUUAUUUAAUUUUUACGAAACUGGAAUUUAUGUUACCAAAUUGAAUCACUGUUAUUUUUCAAUGAGACAGGCAAUAAAAGUAAAUUUGAAGUUUUGAUAUCGGCUACAAAUGUAAGAAAAUCCUAGAAUCGAAAUAAUAAAUAGUGUAAUGUUUUCUUAAUUCCAAUGUAUUUAAAAUGUUUAUCCUAACGUAAAGAUUAUAUUUUGAAUAUACUACGCA